Lotus japonicus is the source of this 1626-nucleotide messenger RNA. RefSeq lists its product as uncharacterized. The transcript is spliced from 3 exons. Bases 1 to 1626 code for a protein of 541 amino acids. NCBI's taxonomy places the organism in Eukaryota, Viridiplantae, Streptophyta, Magnoliopsida, Fabales, Fabaceae. The record is from RefSeq and is a predicted model, not a curated record.
AUGCAUGUUUGUUCAUCACCAUUGCUUGUUCUUGACAUGUGUUGUUAUGCAUUUUGUAGGAUGAGUUUCAGUGUGCUUGUUCAUCACCAUGGGGUUUUCGCCAGGGAGCCACACUGGCAUUACAAAGAUGUCAAAAUCACUAAGGUUGGUGUUGAUAAGGAUAGGUGGGGUUAUUUCGAGUGCCUUGAUACCGUGAAGGACUUGGGGUACACAAGAGGGAAGUUCAAAAUUUGGUGGAGGACACGCGAUGAUAUUAUUGCUCACAACUUCAGGCCUGUAUUGACUGACAAAGAUGCCAUGGACCUUGCAACAUUUGCUAUCAAAAACAUGGGUGGUUCUGUGCAUUUGUUUGUGGAGCAUACUGCUGAUGAACUGCCCUCUAGUCCAAUGGAAUUGCUGAGGUUCCUUGAUGGUAGAACUCCUCAUCUUGCCUAUGCACCAACAUCAACUAAGUCUACAAGUAUGCCUUUGAAGCCUCCUUCUAAGUGUGCUGCAGCAGCAGCUAAGGCUACAACAUCAAAUAAGCCUUUUAAGCUUCCUUCUAAGGCUCCAUCCAAGCCUAGUCCUUCAUUAUGGGCUCCAUCCAAGCUUACUCCUUCUAGCAGGCCUCCAUCCAAGGCUACUCUUUCAAUGAGUUCAACUGGAAAGAGGCCUGCUCCUUCAAAGGUUGCUUCAUCUGCAAAGAAACCUGCUACUUCCAAGGCUACUCCUUUAUUCAUGGCUCCAUCAAAGGCUAAGGCUACUCUUUCAUUCAUGGCUUCAUCUGGAAAAAUGCCUGCUCCUUCAAAGGAUGUUUCACAUGCAAAGAAACCUGCUCCACCCAAGCCUACCAGAAGGUCAUAUAGGAUUAUGUGCACUGUUCCAAAGACAAAGCAGAAGAGGCUUCCUGUUUUAUUGGAAUUGUCUAGUGAUGAAGAGGAUCAACCAGAAGUACAAGAAGAGGUGCUAACACAACUGGAUAAUGAUAUUGCUUAUGAUGGAGAGGGUGAGGCAGAGAACCAGGAUGAAAUUGAUGCAGAUGUGGAGGUUGAAGAAGUUGUACCUGUACUUGAACCAGAAUUACAACCUCAAGUUCAGGCAAAUGUGGAGGUUGAAGGCCCUGAAGUUGAGGUUCCAGUUAAUGAUGUGCAAGAAGAGGUGAUGAAUGAGGGGAAUAAUGAUGUUCAAGAAGAGGUGAUGAAUGAAGGGCAUAAUGAUGUGCAAGAAGAAGUGAUGAAUGAGGAGAAUAAUGAAAAUACACUUGAUGGAGAUCCUACUUCAGGUAGUGAUGAUUCUGAACUUGAUGUGCACUUCAGUGACAGUGAAGAGGAGAGGACACAAGGUAUUGAUGAUGGAUUUCAAUCAAACACUGUUGGUGUGGCUGAAGCACUUUUGAAUGAGCAGUUGAGGAAAAUGACUGAUGAGGAUUCUAAUGUGCAUGUUGUACAGAAUGUGGAUGAGGAAAUUGGUGGAUUUCAUGGUGAUCAUGACAUGGAAGCUGGUUGGGAGAGUGAGGAAUUAAAUAGCAUGUCAGAAGGUGACAGUGAUGAUUCUAAUGAACCUGAUAGGAGACAUCUGCAGUUCAGACCUGAAGAUAUGAGGCCAGAGUUCAAAUUCAGGGUGGGAAUGGAAUUCACUUCAUUGUAG